This is a messenger RNA of Mytilus trossulus (common blue mussel), 4984 nucleotides long. Its product is annotated as myosin-11-like. The record is from RefSeq and is a predicted model, not a curated record. The transcript is spliced from 33 exons. Lineage: Eukaryota; Metazoa; Mollusca; Bivalvia; Mytilida; Mytilidae. The coding region runs from base 144 to 4820 and encodes 1558 amino acids.
UAUGCAUAAAAAGAGAGGACUAUUUAGUUUGCGGAUUUUUUUCGGCUAGUCAUCGCAUUUGUAAGAUCGUUAUUCCAGAGACUCGUUUUGAAACAGGAUUCAUACGUGUAACUGCUGAAAAUCCAAAUAAUAAAAGAUUAAGUAUGGGUAAAAGUCAAAAACAAAGACAAAAGGCAAAGAGAGAUGCAAAGAAUAAAAACGAAAACCAGACCCAUGUCACACCAACUCAAAAGGGAACUGGUAGUAAGAAACGUAAAACAGAACAUACUGAUAUAUCUGAUUCAGACAGGGCACAGCCAAAAAGUCCAAAUCGUAAAAAUAUGGAUAGUUCUAGCUUAAUCGCACAGCCAAAAAGUCCAAAUCGUAAAAAUAUGGAUAGUUCUAGCUUAAUCGCACAGCCAAAAAGUCCAAAUCGUAAAAAUAUGGAUAGUUCUAGUUUGAUCGAACAUCAACAAGACGUGAAUAGAGGAGAUGACUCCAACACAAGCAAGAAUGAAGUCGGUCUAGGUCAACAAAAAGAAGCAAAUGAAACUGAUGUUGACAACAGUAAACAAGGGGGAAGAAAACAAAAAGAAACAAAUGCAACUGAUGUUGACAACAGUAAACAAGGGGGAAGAAAACAAAAAGAAACAAAUGCAACUGAUGUUGACAACAGUAAACACGGGGGAAAUACAGACAAGGAUAUUAAAAACGAAAAUAUUAGUUCUUCGAUCACACAUAGCACAGAUCAAAAUAAAAACGAUCCAAAUACUUUCAUGGAUGACAAAAAUACACAAGAGGAGAAGAAUAAUGGUCAAUCUGAGAUUAAAAACAUUCAUGAAGACUGUAUAUGUGAUAAACAAGGCAAAGAUGUUCUUAUUAAUUUAAAAAGUUCAGCUGUUAACGUUUCAUCUAAUAUUUUAAUUACUGAACAUACUUUUAAAGAAUCCGAGUCAACCGGUAAUGUUCCCAAUGAUGAAAGUAAUACGUUGAGUACAUCACGCACAGAAACUAAAAACAAAUUUGGACCACUCGAUGAUCAUUCUAACGAGAAUACUGAGGAUGGUAAAGGAAAUGAUGAUGGUGACGGUUUUAUAAAUGAAACAGAAAACGGGAAAAGUAUAGAUGGACAUAUUCCGCAAUUAAACGCGGAUUCAGAUAAGGAAAUCACUGAAGAUGAUACAAGUGGAAUUGGCGUUGACAACGGUGUUCAAAACCAACAAGGAAAAAGUCAGGGAGAUUUCAUAGACGAGGAGACUGGUGACAAUACGUUUCAUUCUUUGAACACAGAUGACACACUUGACAAUAAUCACAAUGAGGAAGAAACUACGGAGAAUGAAAAUAACUCGAUGUCCGAUACAAGUACAGAUCCACAUACUGACGAGGACGAUCACGAUAGUAAUAUUGGCGCCAAAAACAACACAGAAACCUCUCUAAUCUUUAAUACUAGAGAAGAUGGCAGAGACAAGAGUUACGAUGAACAACAAUUUAUUGAAAGAGACAGUUUCACCAACAUGGCAGGGGAUAAUAUACAUCAAGCUCCAGAAUACCAAGAGAAAAACUACCACAACCAAGAAAACUUUGCUGAAAUCAACCACAAAAAGGCAAAUUCUACAUCUACAAAUACCAUCAACUGUGAGGAACAAUGUGAAAGCAUAAGCAGUACACCAGCCAUUGAUUCGAGUUAUCAGGGACAACAUGACCAAAUGUCUCAACUGAACGAUAUCACAGUGCAAGCCGAAAGUUCAACAACAUUACAAGGUAUGGAUCAAUUGUCAACAACUAGCCAAAGUGAAAUAGAAGGUGCAAGUAGCUACGAUUUAAUGGAUGACAAAAAUACCCCAGAGGAAGAGAUUAAUGACACAUCUGAGAUUGAAAACAUUGCUGGCGAAUUUACAGGUGGAACACAAAGAAAAUUUAUCCAUGCAAAAUUGAAUCAUUCUGCAGCUGACACUUCAUCGACAACAGGUUCAAGUGAAUUUGGUUCAUCAGAUAAUGUAAACAUGGAUAUGGAUAAUACGUUAGAUACAACAAACGAACGAUUUCGUAAUCAUGAACAACUACAAGUAGAGUCCACCAAUAUACUUGCUGAAGAGAAUAUCGGGAAUGACGAUAAUGGAAGUUCUCGAAAUAAGCAUACAUUUGAAAAAUCAAACGGACAAAACAGUAUUGUUCAAAUUCAACAGUCUGUUGAAGAUACUAAAGAAGCAUUCCAAAAAUUGGAAACACUUCAACAACAAUUAGAAUCAGUAACAAAAGAAAAUGGUAAUUUAUUAGAAUGCAACAUUCGACUUGAAAAUGAACUUAAAUGUGGAAAACAGGAGCUUGAUGUAUGGACAGAAAGAGCAAAUGAAUUCGAAAGUGAAAAAGACAGUAUCACUGAAAGUUGGAAGGAAUCUGCAGAGAAAACACAACAAAAGCUUACAUCAUUUGAGUUAGAAUUGACAUCUGCUCUCCAAGAAAAAGAACAAGUUGUUGAGCAUAAAAAUCAGCUUGAAGAACAAUUACAACAAGUUAAUGACGCAUUGGAAGGAUGGAAACAAAAUAAUGCUCCGCUGGAAAGUCAAAAAGAAAGCAAAACUCAAUUAGAAGGGGAUUUGAAAACUGUAAAUGGCCAGCUUGAGGAAUCGAGAGAGGAUUCGAAUGAAUUACAAAAUAAAAAUGAAGAAAUUCAGCAAUCUUUUGAAGAAACUAAACAGUCCCUGCAUCAAGAGUUGGCAUUACUCCAAAAGCAACUUGACUCUCUUAAUCAGGAAAACUCAAACAUUCGAGAUGAGAAAGAACAGCUUGUCCAAUCACAACAGCAACUCACGGACGAGCUCGAUGAAUUUAAAUCGAAGCUAGCGAAGUUAGAAAACCGAAAAGAGCAAGUAAAUAUAUCUACUAAAGUCAUUGAAGAAACCAUUAAACAACAGUAUUCAGAAAUUCAAAGUCACCUAGAAUCAAGUGAGACACAUGAUUAUAAAAGAUUGAGUGAUGAAAAAGAUCAGCUCGAAGAACAAUUGAUGCAAGUUAAUAGUGAACUUGACGAAAUGAAAGAAAAAUUGGUGGCGCUGGAAAAUGUAACAGAAGAAAAAGAUCAGUUGGAACAAGAACUUGACAGAAUGAGAGACAUAGCAGCCCAGCUGGAAUCUAUUAAAGAGGAAAACGAAAGGUACCGGGAACAAUAUCAACAGAUUAAUGACCAGUUGAGGACCACUGAACAACAAUUGGAACAAUCAUGUCAAGAAUGCGAAGGACUGUCUGCUGAUCUUGUUAGGAAAAGUGAAAAAGAAGACCACUACCGAUAUAUAGAGACAAUGGUUGUUACAUUAGGAAGAGAAAAGGAAAAUCACCUCAAAGAGAUACAAGAACUAAGGAAUAAAGUCGAUUUAGUAGAAGAGGUUUUAAUCAGUUUGAAAGAAGAAAGGAAAAUGAAAGAUGAAACAAUCAAACAGCUAAGAGCUGAUGUGCAGAUCAAGGAUGAAAACAGCCUCCAGAUCAAAAGACAAUAUGAAGCUGGUAUUGAACAACUUCAAACUAUUGGACAGUUACGAGAUUCAGAGAUAGAAAAUCAGAAAAGAGAAAUUGCCAGAAUGAAAGACAUAUCAGCCCAACUAGAAUCUAUGAAGGAGGAAAACGAAAGGUACCGGGAACAAUAUCAACAGAUUAAUGACCAGUUGAGGACCACCGAACAACAACUAGAACAAUCAUGUCAAGAAUGCGAAGGACUGUCUGCAGAUCUAGUUAGGAAAACUGAAAAAGAAGACCACUACCGAUAUAUAGAGACAAUGGUUGUCACAUUAGGAAGAGAAAAGGAAAAUCACCUCAAAGAGAUACAAGAACUAAGGAAUAAAGUCGAUUUAGUAGAAGAGGUUUUAAUCAGUUUGAAAGAAGAAAGGAAAAUGAAAGAUGAAACAAUCAAACAGCUAAGAGCUGAUGUGCAGAUCAAGGAGGAAAACAGCCUUCAGAUCAAAAGACAAUAUACAGCUGGUAUUGAACAACUUCAAACUAUGGGACAGUUACGAGAUUCAGAGAUAGAAAAUCAGAAAAGAGAAAUAGCCAGAAUAAGCUCACUAAAGCAACAGUUGGAAGGUAAUAUUAUCAAGACAAGUUUAGAAUUACAGACAAGACAGAGUGAUUUACAACGGGAACAACUGGAACAUAAUCAGACAAGAAAUACUCUAACUCAGUGUAUGGAGAAAAUGAAUUCACAAGUACAGUCAAAGGACAAAGAGAUCGAAAUUAUGCAAGAAGAGGUAAAUAAAGUAAGAAUAGAAAGCCGGGAACUUCAGUUAAAAUAUCGGGAUCUUCCCCAGAAGGAAGCCCACUUUAAGGUUAUUGAGAAUUCGAACCAGUAUCUCAUGGACGAAAAUGCGCAACUUCAAGAAAGAAUCAGGUCUUUUGGUCCCUUUGAAAGUACAUUACAUUAUAUACGAGAGGAAAAUUCACGGCUGUCAUGGGAAGUUCAAAGAUAUCAAGAAAGAAUUUCUUUCAUGGAGCAAAAGUAUCGAGACCAGACGUGCAGUAUCCAACAGCUUACUGAAGAGGUUCAGGUUUUCAGGGGGCACCGAAUAGAACUUAAACGUCAGUUGCAUCAAAAGACUGAUGAAGCUGAAGCAGUGAGCCGUCGACUUAAAGAGACAUUGGAAAAGAAAGAAAAUUUAGAAAAAGAAUUAUCAGAUACACUAGAAAAGAAAGAAAAUUUAGAAAAAGAAUUAUCAGAUACACUAGGUGAAAAUUCUACUUAUCCUGAAUCUCAGAAUUUUGAUGAUUCUCAUGGAACAGAAGUGCAUAGUUUUCAAGGUCAGCGUAAUAGCAGAGGCAGAAUAAUAAAAAGAACAGAUAUCCAAAAUGUGUAGUCUUUUUUUAAAGUAGUAUGAACUUUGAUUUAUACUUCUUGAAUCGAAUCAGCAUUUACUAUUUUUCUUUUCUUAUAUUUAAAAGCAUUUUAUCAUAUAUGUGUGUGUAAAAUUAAUAUAGCUUUGCUUGAUAAAAUAUCAAUAAAAUAAAAUUACACAAAUGU